AUGGAAGGAACCAAAGUGUUAUUAACGCUUUCGAAAACCUGUAAGGUACGCCUUAAAACUCCACUGCAACUAAACAGCAACAAGAAUUUAAAAGCGACUUCCUGCGCGGACCAGGAAGGACACAUCCCAUCGUGGACUUGCAACACAAAAGAAAUACGACGGCUAGCCAGCCCCGACAAGGGCGGGCAUCCAUUCCGGCUGCCGAAGCCAAGAUGCCUUAGUCCAAAUGGGCGGAGCCACUCGUGUUGCGCUUCGGCUACUGUCGUCGUAUUACGCUAUUGUGUUGGUCAAUCGCCGCGAGGUGUUGGGGCGGGACGAUCGUUGACGCCUCGGCGACCAUCGUCGGUAGCCGAUGAUGUAGCAACUCAACUACAGGAGACGAAACGAGUUCGAGCUGAACGCCUGAAAGCCCUACGUAGAUGA
Messenger RNA from Necator americanus (New World hookworm), 423 nucleotides. RefSeq lists its product as uncharacterized. The record is from RefSeq and is a predicted model, not a curated record. NCBI's taxonomy places the organism in Eukaryota, Metazoa, Nematoda, Chromadorea, Rhabditida, Ancylostomatidae. The transcript has a single exon. Bases 1 to 423 code for a protein of 140 amino acids.